CAGCCCGGAACGAUUAACUUUUUCUAGUAGGCUUGUUUCAGUCAAGUUCAGUUUAUAGGGUAUAACUCCGUCGCUUGUCACUUAUUAAGGAUGGGACACUUGCUUAAAAUAUUGAUCGCUUUUCUAGUGUUCAACUUGCUGGGACAAGAUGCAGAAGGAGCCCCAGCUAAAGGGAGAUAUGUGUGGGUGAGAUGCAGACCAGAUGACAGACAUGCAAACUGUUUGAAAGAGUGGGGUCCGUGGAUGAACCUGCCUGGGCCCAGGGAUCGCCUCCCUCCAUCUGCAGUACAGGACAUAAUGAAGGGAAGUCUUGACUUGGACCUGCAGUCUGCUGAUGGUUCCGGGGCAAGUGGACUGUUUAUGGAGUUCGGUUCAGGAGAGCAGACGUCCACAGACUGGGGUUCCGGAGAGCAGUCAUCCACAGACGGGGGUUCAGGAGAGCAGUGGCCCUUGGCCUGGCAGGACCUCGGGUUUCUCACAGCUGAAGGAAGGGUGCAACAGCUGGAGGGUAGUGGAUCACAGGGCAAUAUUUUCGAGGGCAGUGCAUCAGAGGGCAGUGGCUCUGUGUUAGACUACACAGAUUACGAUGCUGCACAGCGUAUGACUGUACAACAGAACAAUGUCCCCCACACACUUGAGCUACAGGAAGAUAACUUGAGCCUGUAGCUCCCUGGAAAAACACCCACUUAUAUCUGAUGCUGUAUUUUGUACUGUGAUAUUAAUAAAUGUAUAUUCAGCAAUCUCUCUCCCUCUCGCUGAUAAAUACUUUUAAAAUAAAUUCAUGCCACACUUUAUUUUCAGUGUCAGUUUGAAAUGCAUUUUAGCCAGUAAUAUAUUUGAGCACUGUGCUUUUUGUAUAAUAACAUUUGGGAAUGUACCACCAUACGAAGGACUGUUGACCAAAUACUGUAUUAAAUUUUAUAAAGCUUAUGUGAAGAUUCA
This is a messenger RNA of Conger conger (European conger), 942 nucleotides long. It is a transcript of the gene srgn, whose product is annotated as serglycin. The transcript is spliced from 3 exons. The record is from RefSeq and is a predicted model, not a curated record. The coding region runs from base 91 to 666 and encodes 191 amino acids. NCBI's taxonomy places the organism in Eukaryota, Metazoa, Chordata, Actinopteri, Anguilliformes, Congridae.